CUUCAGUCUUUUAUGCCACAGAUAAGAAUCGCAAAUCGCAUCAGGGCCAUGAUUUGACUUACUUAACCCGAGGCACGAUUAAAAGCCAAACGACAGCCCGCAAGGCGCAUUGUAAAUCAAACUUUAUGGCCCGGGACAAAUAUUAUAUUUCGCAUAAUUCCAUCGAUGAAUAUAUGUCACGGAGCCACCCAGAAGAGCGGGGGGUGUGGCGAAACAGUUUUAAAUAAUUCAAAGCCGCAGCCGAACAGCCUCCAGAUGCCCAGGGGCAUCAGAGUACUCACGGCAAUGGAAGUGGAGUAUCCUGUGGAUACAUGUGUACGGGAUGGCAUUGGAUAAUAGUGUCUUGCAGUCAAAGUGCGUGUAUGCAAGGAAUUAUCAAGUGUUGUCAACACAGCACUCACACACAUACACACGCACACACACGACGACAUCGGUCCUUUAAAGGACCUCCGGCCAUGGAGAGCUUAUGUAAAGUGAAAGUGUGCGCGGGCGUGUCAUAAGUGUGGAAUAGACCCACAGCCACCCAUAACCACCCAUAACCAAACCAAGUUCACUCCACCAAUCCUCCGGCCAUCCAGCCAAACACUCUUGUUUGUGCGAUUGUCUGUGCGACAAUAAACGAACUUACACAUGCGAGAAAUGCGUCGGGCAAAGAAAACGACCGGAAAGGCAUACAUAAAUAAGUUUCCGGAUUGAGCCCACACCACCCACGUCGCCAUUUCCUUGGGCGGACAUCCCCGCCGCCAGUUGGUGCAAUAAAACAGAAAUGGAACCGGGCAGCGGCACUACGAAUGAGCCAAUCUGAACUUAUAUUUGGCAGAUUUUCAUCGCGCAUAUGAAAGACAGAUGUGCGUUCAUACGGAUUAUAGGCGUAUGACCAAAGACAUUGGAAUAACAAGAUCCAUGUAGGAAUUAUCACACAGUUAUUCCAAUGUCUUUGGUAUGACCAUCUGUAGCAUACCCAUUUAAAGUGCUAAAAAAAACAAACCAUAUUCUAUAAGUGAGCGCAAAAGAUUUCUCAAGUGUACUAUACUUGCAUUUAGAGAAAUCAAUAAUUGAACUACUAUAUCAAAAUAGUUUUUAAAGAUUUAAGAGUUCUUGGAAAAAAACCCACACGUUUAUCUGAUAUUAAAUGGGUUAUGCAAUUUUUAUGGUACAUCUGAUGGCAUUACGUAAAGCCUAAGUUCCAAAAAGCCUUUUACUUCAGCAUAUUUGGACAUAAAGCAUUUUGUGACAUGACGGUUAACGCAGUUUCUUUUCAGCUUGUUUAUUCCUUCGCCAAAAAGAUAUUUCAUUUUUAUUCGGCCCAGCACGUGGUUCACAUUCGCAUUCAAUAUUCAAGAGUCUCAACAAAUUACUUGAACCCUUUUCAUGGCCCCUUGGUUGGCCCAAAAGGCUUUAAGUCAUUUGUCAAAAAGCGCAAAAGCGGCCUUCAAGAAAACAGAGGCAACCCGGUGUCACUUUCACACUUUCUUACUUAUGCAAAUGUCCUCAUCUCAUUUGCGCAGCAGAGACAACACAAACGGAUAAAGAAAGGAUAAAACAUAUACAAUAUCAGAGGUCCUGCCCUGCGGCUGGGACUGACUACCACUACCAACACAUCGCCUGUCAUCUUUUCGCACAUUAGGCCUACUUUAUUUCUUGGCCCUGCGUCUGAUUAAAUUACACACAUUUUUGGACAAGGAGACAACCGAUGACAGACCAUUGAAGCGCAAACUUACAUCAAUCCUUGGGGACGAAGCUCCUCCACUGCUGCUAGUUUAUGACCGAAGCUCGGUAAAAAAAGAAAUAGGAGAGGACAGGAUAUCUGCAAGGACAUGGCUACCACGAUUACUAAAGAUUACUCAUCUGAACAUCUGGAACAAUUUCGUAAUUUGAAGAGUCUUAGUCUCUUUAUGCCAAUGAGAGCUAAUGAACUGAUAGAAUGCGUGAAAUCGAAUCCGAAACUUACCAACUUGGAGUUUACAAGCCCAUAUAUAUACGGUAGACUGGCUGAUAUAGCACCAUACUGCGAAAACCUAGAAGCGCUGACGUUUCAUAUGAAACCGGAAACGGAUGCCAGCGAAUACACUCCACUGGCCAAACUGCCGAAAUUAAAGAUUUUGGACAUUUUUGGGUAUCCACGAGAGGGUUCACUAAAUGCGCUAUUUAGAUCAAUGGCACUGAAUGAAACUGUUUUGCAACAAUUUUCAAUACGGCAGGCAAUGCUCGGAACGGCGGAUGUCGAGGAGUUAUCCAAAGUGCAUGCAUACAGAUUAAAUUGCGAAUUGAUGCCAAGUCGAUUAAGAGAUACUCCUGCUGUACUUCAGUUGCCAAACAUCAGCGCGAUAAACUUCGGAAUGGAGCCUCUGAAACACAAUAAUCUUUACUACAACAGCGUAGAUAUUAUAUCUAAUAUGGGUCAUAUUGCGCUUAUAAUCCGUAGAAAGUCUGACAAAGAUGUGUUAUUAAGGUUACAUGACUGGCAUAAAAUGUUACAAGCCGGAACCAACCCACUUUGGUUCGAAAAACAAAAUCUUCGGCAGCAGAUUCAAAUGCGAAAUAAUUCUGAAUGUGGCAAAAAAGUAGCAUCUUUGCUAUUGCUGGAAGCCCUGCAAUCGCAGCUCCCAACUAUUACACAAAAUAUACAUCGUUUAACUGAAAUCGGAGGACUAGAGGAAUUGGAGGUGAAAAUCAAGCUUAAUAUAGAUGAAGAACUACGGACAUUUGUUGACUCUAGCGAUUUGGUUACUUUUGAAGAUCUAGAAGGGGAUAUUGCGAUUGAUUCCGAUGUUCAAAGUAUUAUUAUUCUUGUCCAGCUGACAUAUCUCAAGGACAUCUUGGGAAUUUCUAAGAAUACGAAUAUAAAGAACAGCCUUGCUAUACAAAAUUACAAGUUUGAAGUCGAUUUUGAUAUUCGGCUUUAG
Molecule: messenger RNA, 2906 nt
Organism: Drosophila yakuba
Lineage: Eukaryota; Metazoa; Arthropoda; Insecta; Diptera; Drosophilidae
Exons: 3
Coding region: 1818-2906 (362 amino acids)
Source: RefSeq, a predicted model, not a curated record